AUGCAAACUCUUAAAGAUAUAAAAAAAGAAUUGAAGUCUCAUAAGCAAAUAAAACAAAGGAGUAACUCACAGAUUAUUCAAAUUGUUGAUAACAUAAAAUCUCAAAUUCAUGAGCAAGAGGCUAUAAUUGUAACUUCGCAAAAUAAACAUCAUAGUGCAUUACAAGAUUGCCAAAGAAUUGAAGAUGAAAUGAGAGAGCUUAAUGAUAACCAUGAUUCAAAAAUAGAAGAUAUUAUGAGGAUGGUAUCCAAAGGGAAAACUGAAUUACCAGAAUUGAAUGCAUAUGUUAAAGAUAUGCAACAAAAAGUGCAAACUUUAAAAAUAGAAAUUAAGAAUGAAGCUGAUUCAAUGAGAACAGAAAUGACAACAAAUAAGGAAAUGUAUGAUAAUGCUUUAAUUGAGUUAGAGAAGGAAAGAGAAAAGUUAUCUGCUUUAGAUGAAGAACUUGGAGAACUUCAAAAUGCAUUUAAGGCCAAAACUAAUCAAUUAAACAACAUACAAUUGGAAAUUACAAACCUUAAUCAUGAAGUUGACAAAGUACUUCAAGAAAAGGGAAUGUCUCAACAAAUUGUUCAGCAAAUGGAAAGAGAAAAUGAUUGGAUUAUGCAUCAAAAGCAUCAUUUUGGUGAAGUAAAUUCUCUGUAUGAUUUUGAGAAUAAUAGUCCAAAUGAGUGUAAAAAAAUUACAAGAAAAACACAAUAG
Messenger RNA from Entrophospora sp. SA101, 702 nucleotides. Lineage: Eukaryota; Fungi; Glomeromycota; Glomeromycetes; Entrophosporales; Entrophosporaceae. The record is from the annotation of a GenBank genome assembly.